This is a messenger RNA of Magallana angulata, 1245 nucleotides long. Its product is annotated as kielin/chordin-like protein. Bases 108 to 701 code for a protein of 197 amino acids. Gene Ontology annotation, molecular function: protein binding. The transcript has 5 exons. NCBI's taxonomy places the organism in Eukaryota, Metazoa, Mollusca, Bivalvia, Ostreida, Ostreidae. The record is from RefSeq and is a predicted model, not a curated record.
CAAGCACGCGUUUUUAUUUUUAUUUUAUUUUUUAAGCCCAGUGGCUAUCAAAUGAAAUCAAGUCUCGAAUUCACACGUCAGUUUCAUUAGCGCACGAAUCGUCUGCAAUGGCCCAACUACACGUAACUAGCUACAUUUUGAUGUUAAUUUCGACAUUGAAAUUGGUUGAUUCUACCUGUACUUAUCUCGGACGAACCUACAAGACCGCGGACAGGUUUCCCAAGGGGGAAUCUUGCAACAUGUGCACGUGCCGGGAGUCCGGAAAAGUGGACUGUACUACCAUCACCUGCUACCAGUUUCCCAAAUGCCGUUACAAGGGUUUGGUUCACGAGGCCGGAAGUCGGUUCCCUUCCGGUGACGGGUGUAACGAGUGUAUCUGUACCACUCUGGGUGUCCCCCAAUGUACCAAGUAUAAAUGUUACCCCGACUGUACAUAUAACGGAUUAAAGUAUAAAAAGGGACAAACGUUUCCAAAGGGAGAUAACUGCAACAAUUAUUGCACGUGCACAGUGACCGGUAAAGUGGAAUGUACCCAAAAUACGUAUUGUUCCUCAGAUUGUGUGUACAAUGGACAGACAUACAGUACGGGGCAGGAGUUCCAGUCGUCUGAUGGCUGCCGACUCUGUCAGUGUACCGCCGACGGAUCCUACACGUGCUCAGAGAACUACUGUCUCAGAGAUUCCAACAACCUGGUCAAAUAAAGAUUAAACAAAAUUGUCCUAAACGUUAUCUUUUGUUUAUAACGUGUGAUAUAGCGUACAACCUUUUUAUCCCGAAGCCUUUGUAAAACGAACUUCCUACGACAACAAUAAGAUGAAACUACUGUCUCAGAGAUUCCAACAGUCUAGUUAAAUAAAGAUUAAGCAAAAACUGCGUUAUCGUCUGUUUAUAGCAUGUGUUAUAUCAUACAACCUUUUUAUCCCGAAGCCUUUGUAAAACGAACUUCCUACGACAACAAUAAGAUGAAACAACUGUUAUUACCUGUCUGUUAUAACUAUUUACCUUAUCAAACAAGGAAUUAUAAUGCAAUGGCUUCUUGUUAUUCACCUGUACGUAUAUCAGAUCAGUCGUGGGUUAUUUUACACAUGUAUGCGACAUUUGUGUAGACGUGUUGUAAAAAACAAUUAUUCAUUGGGUGGAUGUAGCCGGAAAUCAAAUGAAUAAGAUUUUAUACAACCAGCAAUAUGUGGAAGGUUUUACCUUUUAUUUGUGAUAAUAUAACAAAAAAUCAUGGUCUGCCUUUUU